AUGUACUCUCUCUUGUCUUUUUGUCUCAUACUAUGCCUUUCAUUAUCUGCAUCGGCCGCCGUCAUUGAUCGACGCAUUGCCGUCCCAUCUGGAUAUGUUGCUCCACCCUAUUAUCCUACUCCGCACGGAGGGUGGACCGCAGACUGGAGCGUGAGCUACCACAAAGCGUCUCUGCUAGUGUCUCAAAUGACUUUGGCUGAAAAGACUAAUGUUACUGCCGGAUCUGGGAUCUUCAUGGGCAGAUGCGUAGGAAACACGGGAAGUGCACUUCGACUCGGCAUCCCACAGCUCUGCCUUCAAGAUGGUCCAUUGGGCAUACGAAACGCUGACCACAAUACGGCUUUUCCACCAGGAAUUACAGUUGGAGCAACGUUUGACAAGGACCUUAUGCGAGCUCGAGGAGUUGCGCUAGGGGAGGAAUUUCGAGGCAAAGGUAUCAAUGUCCACUUAGGCCCAAGUGUUGGGCCAUUAGGAAGGAAACCCCGUGGCGGUAGAAACUGGGAAGGCUUUGGCGCCGACCCUGUACUACAAGCAUUUGGUGGAUCUCUCACUAUUGAGGGUGUCCAAAGCGUGGGUGUCAUUGCAACUGUCAAACAUCUAAUCGCAAAUGAGCAAGAGAUGUACAGCAGAAUGAAAAACAUAUUCCAGCCCGAAAUCAGCUCGAACGUUGAUGACAGGACACUUCACGAGCUUUAUCUGUGGCCUUUUGCAGAAAGCGUUCGCUCCGGAGUCGGCGCACUCAUGAUUUCCUACAACGCUGUGAACGGUUCGGCCUGUUCCCAAAACAGCUAUCUCAUGAACAAUCUCUUAAAAGAUGAGCUAGGCUUCCAAGGCUUCGUUAUGAGCGAUUGGCUAGCUCAAAUUUCAGGAGUUGCUUCGGCGUUAGCGGGCCUCGACAUGUCCAUGCCAGGCGACAUCAACGAAGUCCCCCUGAUUGGGAGUUCCUAUUGGAUGUACGAGCUCUCGCGAUCGGUUCUGAACGGAUCCGUCCCCGUGGACCGUUUGAACGAUAUGGCCACAAGAAUCUUAGCAAGCUGGUAUCAGUUCGGACAGGACAGGAACUACCCAACACCAAAUUUCGACACUAACACGCAAGACGCCAGUGGCCCUCUCUAUCCAGGAGCAUUAUUCUCACCUAGCGGAGUUGUGAACCAAUUUGUAGAUGUCCGAGCCACUCACGCGGAAAUCGCCCGUGCAGUUGCUCGGGAUGCAAUCACCCUGCUGAAGAAUACUAUUGCGACGCUACCCCUGGCUAAGAACACCACCUUGAAGGUGUUCGGUACUGACGCAGAGAAAAAUCCUGACGGAAUCAAUUCUUGUUCGGAUCAGGGAUGCAAUAAGGGCACGCUGGGUAUGGGCUGGGGCUCAGGCUCAGCGCGUUAUCCAUAUCUUGACUCGCCUAUAGAUGGACUCAAGGCACGUGGUGCAAAAUAUCAGUUCUUCAAUACGGACUCGUUCCCAUCGAACUCCAAUCCUAACCCUGGAGAUGUCGCACUCGUCUUCAUCAGCGCAGAUUCAGGUGAGAACUACAUUACCGUUGAUGGAAACCCCGGCGACCGAACCAACGCCGGUCUCAACGCGUGGCACAACGGCGACAAGCUGGUCCAGGACGUCGCCGCAAAAUACUCUAAUGUAAUCGUAGUAGUCCACACUGUCGGUCCAAUUCUCAUGGAAUCCUGGAUUGACCUACCUUCCGUAAAUGCCGUCCUCAACGCCCAUCUUCCGGGCCAAGAAGCUGGAGAAGCUCUGAUGCAAGUCUUAUUCGGAGAGGUCUCGCCUUCGGGGCACCUACCUUACACCAUCCCGAAAUCCGAGGCGGAUUAUCCUGAUACCGUUUCCCUUGUAGGUUUUGAGGUCGGACAACCCCAGGACACAUUCACGGAGGGUUUAUACAUCGACUAUCGGCAUUUCAACCAACAGAACAUUAAACCUCGAUUCGCAUUCGGCCACGGAUUGAGCUAUACCACAUUUUCCUUCUCAAACGCCAGCAUCACGGCUGUUACACCACUGACUUCCCUCCCACCAACUCGCCCUAUAAAAGGUCCUACACCAUCUUACAACACCUCCAUCCCUCCUGCCUCAGAAGCUUACUGGCCCGACAAUUUCAGCCGCAUUUGGCGUUACUUAUACUCUUGGCUUGACAAAAAUGACGCUGACGUCGCCGCCAAAAUUGGAAACUCGUCUACAUCCGCAAAAUACCCCUACCCAGACGGCUGCUCUACCGACCAAAAACCCGGACCCGUAGCCGGCGGCGCGCAAGGAGGAAACCCUGCUCUCUUCGACGUAGCAUACAAUCUCUCCAUCACCGUCACAAACGCAGGAAACAUAUCCGGGAAAGCCGUAUCACAGCUCUACGUGCAGUUUCCGGUAGGAAUCUCGUUCGAUACGCCGAUCAUCCAACUCCGAGAUUUCGCGAAGACGAUAACAUUGGCACCGGGACAGAGUCAGACACUGCAGAUGCGCGUUACGCGGAAGGAUUUGAGCGUUUGGGAUGUUGUGCAGCAAAAUUGGAUAAUACCGGAUGUCGGGGGUGACUAUGGAAUUUGGAUUGGAGAAGCGUCAGAUUCGUUGAGUGUGAGAUGUGGGACGAGUCCUUUGGGCUGUGUGAUGUGAGAGAGUAUAUGGGGAUAAUGGAAGUAAUUUCACUAGGCUGUGCUGCACGCGUCCAGUGUAACAGCGGAAAAGCGACGUAAUUCGUAGUUUUGUAGUUUCUAAUGAGCCUUUCCCACCUUGACCAA
Messenger RNA from Lindgomyces ingoldianus, 2738 nucleotides. Its product is annotated as beta-glucosidase-like protein. Gene Ontology annotation, biological process: glucan catabolic process. Bases 1 to 2613 code for a protein of 870 amino acids. NCBI's taxonomy places the organism in Eukaryota, Fungi, Ascomycota, Dothideomycetes, Pleosporales, Lindgomycetaceae. The record is from RefSeq and is a predicted model, not a curated record. Gene Ontology annotation, molecular function: beta-glucosidase activity. The transcript is spliced from 4 exons.